UAACAGAUGUGACAUGAAUAGGUUGAUUCAUUUAUCCAACAAGUACAUGAAGCUUGGAAUCCAAAAGUAUAAAAGUAAACCCCUCUUCAAUCAAAGAUCAUAAACUACAAGCCUCUUCAAGUGUUCAGAUCCUUGCGAAAGUAAAGUCUCUUCUCAGACAUGAAUUUCAAACUCGCUUUGGCACUCCUGACUUUGUUGGUCGUGGCUCAAGUCAGCCUGGCUCAAAAGAAAGGCAAGGGCAAGGGCAAGGGCAAAGGAAAAGGCUCCGGUGAAGAUGGCAGCAAUGAGGUCAUGCCAGGAUUUGGUGGCAGCAUCGAGGGAAGUGACAUAGAGAGCAACGAAGAAGGAAGUGGCUCCGAAAGCGAAGAAGGGAGCAGCAGUGAAGAGGGCAAAGGAAAAGGAAAAAAAGGAAAGGGAAAGAAAGGAAAAGGAAAGGGAAAGAGUUCUGAAGAAGAGGAAGACAAUAUGUGAAACAACAAAUCUUAUUCUUAAUUGAAAUAGAUGCUUUAAUUGUCAUGGAAAAUAAAUAUUGCUCAGAAUAUA
This is a messenger RNA of Tigriopus californicus, 543 nucleotides long. RefSeq names its product sperm protamine P1-like. NCBI's taxonomy places the organism in Eukaryota, Metazoa, Arthropoda, Copepoda, Harpacticoida, Harpacticidae. The record is from RefSeq and is a predicted model, not a curated record. The transcript is spliced from 3 exons. The coding region runs from base 160 to 471 and encodes 103 amino acids.